Messenger RNA from Brachypodium distachyon (stiff brome), 1378 nucleotides. RefSeq lists its product as uncharacterized. The record is from RefSeq and is a predicted model, not a curated record. Lineage: Eukaryota; Viridiplantae; Streptophyta; Magnoliopsida; Poales; Poaceae. The transcript has a single exon. The coding region runs from base 58 to 1149 and encodes 363 amino acids.
UCACCCAAACAAAACCCAACAAAUCCAACCACCGCUGCCGCGUCCAGCAGCGCGACGAUGCCGCUCUCCUCCUGCUUCUCCAGCGGCGACCCGUCGUCGUCGUCGUCGUCACCGGGGACGGCCUCGUCGUGCACCUCCGUCUACUCCACGCACCUCGGCGCGAUCACCCUCACCUGGUCCCGCUCCACGCUCGGCCUCGUCCUCACCGCCGACCUCGCCCUCGCCGGCGCCGCCUCGCCCGCGGCGCGCUUCGUGGUCCUCCCGUGGCUUCCCUGGCGGCGGCGCGGGUCGAAGCGGUUCUCCUUCCCCGGCGCCGGCGCCGGCGGCCAACGCCGCCACGCCGUCGCCUUCUCCUGGGACCUCUCGCGGGCCCGCCUGGCCCCGCGCCGGCCGGAGCCCCUGUCGCGGUACUCCGUCCACGUGUCCGUCGACGGCGAGCUCGCCCUAACCGCCGGCGACCUCCCCUCGACGUCUCCCACGGCGUCGGCGGGCGUCCUGCUCUCGCGCCGGGAGAGCGCGGGCGGGUUCGAGUACGCGACCUCCGUGGCCGUGGCGGGCGAGGAGCACGAGGUGUCCGUGGGCGUGGAGGAGUCCGGCGGCGCCAUGUGGGUCGCCGUGGACGGCGCCAAGGCUCUCCAGGUGCGCCGACUCCGGUGGAAGUUCCGCGGCAGCGAGCGUCUCGACGGCCUCCCGACAUCCUGCGGGCACCGCGUGCGCGUCACGUGGGACCUCCACGGCUGGCUCUUCGGCGCCCCGGACGACGCCGCCGCCGCCGUCUUCGUCCUCCGCUUCGAUCCCGUGGAGUUCGAGGACGCGGAGGAGGAAAACGAGGCGGGCGCAGGCGCGCUGAAGCGGCAGGGCUCGUUCAGCUUCAGGGACAGCCAUGGCGCUGUUGCCGACGGCGGCGGCGAGAGCUGGUGCAGCAGCGAGGCCAGCGAGAGGAAGGGGUGGAGGCGAGGGGGCCCGUUCAGGUCGGGGUCGGACUCGUCGCCUACGGUGUCGGUGGCGUCGGCGUCCGCCGCGUCGUCGUCGGCCGUGAGCGCGGCGACGGUGGCCGGGUGGGACGCGGCGGAGGAGGCGGCGUUGCAGGACGGCGGCGGCGGGUUCUCGCUCGUGGUCUACCUUCGGAAGAAGAGGAAGAGGAGUUAAUGCCAUUGUCGAUUGCCUGACGCCGAUGCCAUUCACGCCGUCGGUGCUUUGCGCCGCGUUGCAUACUUGCAUUAGUACAUUUUACGAACAUAAUUUGGCGGUUCUGAAUUCCGUGUGUGCUCGUGACAUUUUUUCCUCGGCCAUGGAUUGAAAAAAUUCGAGAGUUGAGUACGCUCCCGAGUCCGGCCUCCGGGUCUGUUUGCAAUUAUAUUUCUCAUCACUUUUGGUA